AUGAACCCGGCUGAGUACAUUCUCGAACAGAGUGGAGCAGGCGCCACGGGACAGGCAACCCUCGAUUGGCCUUCAGUAUGGCAAUUGUCUUCAGAGUGCAGGGCUGUCACGGAACGCAUUGAGCACUUCGAGUCAUUAGGCUGCUCUAACUCUGAUCAAAAGUCGAGCGUUCCUAUGCGCAGGUUUGCAAUGACCUGGUUCCAGCAAUACCUCCUCGUUCAGAAGCGACUUUUCGUGCAGCAAUGGCGCCCGCCAGGGCACAUGAACAGCAAGCUUGCUAUCAACGUCAUCAGCGAAUUAUUUAUGGGUUUCACCUCCUACAAAGAAAAAAGCCCCGUGCAGGGCUUGCAGAACAAGGUCUUCUCUGUUCUCACCAUCUUGCUUCUCUGCCUCAUCCUGGUGGUGCUUGUCCAACCUCGUCUCAUCGAACUCCGGAAACUAUACGAUGUUCGCGAAAAGCACUCCAACAUGUACCAUUGGAGCGUCUUCGUGGUCGCAAACGUACUCGUGGAGAUACCCUUCAACCUCAUCAUCUCCAGCAUGUGCUUCCUCUGCUGGUACUUCCCCGUAGGGUGGUGGCGCGACAUAUCCCACGGCCGAGGCGCAUUCAUGUACCUCGUGUUCAGCGUCUACCAGAUCUACCACGCAACCUUUUCGCAGGCGCUUGCUGUCGUCGCACCCAAUGCCGAAACAGCGGCCAUGUUAAUCAUUCUCUUCUACACAUUCAUCCUUGCUUUUACUGGGGUGCUCCAACCGCUCCAACAACUUGUUGGCUUCUGGCAUUUCGUCUACUACGUCAGUCCCUUCACCUGGCUCGUCUCAACUAUGAUGUCUACUGGUGUCCAUGACGUGCCGGUUCGAUGCACCGUAGCAGAGACCAACAUCUUCCAGCCACCCCAAGGGCAGACUUGCGGUGAGUACGCGGGCGUGUUUGCGAAUGCAAGUAUGGUCGCGUUGUACGAUCCGAAGGUUCGCCAAUUUUGCCAAUUUUGCCAAUACGCCGUCACGGACGUGUAUCUUGGUGCUUUGAAUACGUCGUACGACGGCCGCUGGAGGAGCUUUUGCCUCUUAAUCGUUUAUACUGUGUUCAAUAUUGCUAUUUUCACUCUCGACUUUUACCUUUACUCUGGUCCAAGGUUGGUGAAUACGCUGAAACGCUCCUUCAAGGGUAAGAAAGCCUAA
Messenger RNA from Alternaria atra, 1182 nucleotides. RefSeq lists its product as uncharacterized. The transcript has a single exon. Gene Ontology annotation, molecular function: ABC-type transporter activity. The coding region runs from base 1 to 1182 and encodes 393 amino acids. Lineage: Eukaryota; Fungi; Ascomycota; Dothideomycetes; Pleosporales; Pleosporaceae. The record is from RefSeq and is a predicted model, not a curated record. Gene Ontology annotation, cellular component: membrane.